Pipistrellus kuhlii (Kuhl's pipistrelle) is the source of this 4104-nucleotide messenger RNA. It is a transcript of the gene DACT1, whose product is annotated as dishevelled binding antagonist of beta catenin 1. The record is from RefSeq and is a predicted model, not a curated record. The transcript is spliced from 4 exons. Gene Ontology annotation, cellular component: cytoplasm. NCBI's taxonomy places the organism in Eukaryota, Metazoa, Chordata, Mammalia, Chiroptera, Vespertilionidae. The coding region runs from base 333 to 2948 and encodes 871 amino acids. Gene Ontology annotation, biological process: negative regulation of JNK cascade; negative regulation of canonical Wnt signaling pathway; regulation of Wnt signaling pathway, planar cell polarity pathway.
CUGACAGACGCGGGGCCGCCGGGGGGAGCGCGCCUCGCAGCUGAGGGGCCGGCGCGGGGAGGCGGGCGCCAGGCGGGGGUUCGCCCGGCCGCCGCCGCGCGUGACGUAGCGCCGGGCAGGGCGUUCUCAGCGGCGGGGCCCGCGGACGGCGCCGCCGGGGCCGGGACGGCUGCAGCCCGCGGGCCACGAGCGCUGCCGGCCGCCGCCCCCGCCGCCGCUGGUGUCGCGCCGCCCGGGCGGCAUGAGCCCGCGGCCGCGGUGCUGAGCGCCCCGCUCCUGCGCCCCGACCAUCCCGGCCGUGGUGACGGGUGCCCGCUGCGGGGCCGGGGGCCAUGAAGCCCAGUCCGGCCGGAGGGGUGGCGGCGCGGGAGCUGGAGCCGCCGGCGCCGGUCCGGGGCGAGCAGCGCGCGGCGGAGCCCGAGGGGCGCUGGCGGGACAAGGGCGAGGCGGACACGGAGCGGCAGCGCACCCGCGAGCGGCAGGAGGCCACGCUGGCCGGGCUGGCGGAGCUGGAGUACCUGCGCCAGCGCCAGGAGCUGCUGGUCCGCGGCGCCCUGCGCGGCCCCGGGGGUGCGGCCGCCGCGCCCCGCGCCGGGGAGCUGCCGCCGGGGGAGGCGGCGCAGCGCAGCCGCCUGGAGGAGAAGUUCCUGGAGGAGAACAUUCUGCUGCUGCGGAAGCAAUUGAAUUGUUUGAGGAGGAGAGAUGCUGGUUUGUUGAAUCAGUUGCAAGAACUUGACAAGCAGAUAAGUGACCUGAGACUCGACGUGGAAAAGACCUCUGAAGAGCACCUGGAGACAGACAGCCGGCCCAGCUCAGGGUUUUAUGAGCUGAGUGAUGGGGCUUCAGGAUCCCUUUCCAAUUCCUCUAACUCGGUCUUCAGUGAGUGCUUAUCCAGUUGUCAUUCCAGCACCUGCUUUUGCAGUCCCUUGGAGGCAACCUUGACGAUCUCAGAGAGUUGCCCCAAAUCUGCAGAUCUCAUAGGAUGGUUGGACUAUACAGAAGGCCACUGUGAAGACCAGGCCUCAGAGGCAGUUGGCUGUUCCCCAUCCACAUCACAAUUUAAUCCCCUUGGUGUCAUUGCAGAUGUGAAUCCCAAGUACCAGUGCGAUCUGGUGUCUAAAAACGGGAAUGACGUCUAUCGCUACCCCAGCCCGCUCCAUGCCGUGGCCGUGCAGAGCCCCAUGUUUCUCCUCUGCCUGACAGGCAGCCCUCCGAGGGAAGAGGAGAGGCUGGGGAACCACACCGGUGACAUUUGUGUCGGAUCUGAGCUGGACGCCAUCAAGACGGAGGCGUCUUUACCGUCUCCGGGCAGCGUGUGGCCUGCUCCCCAUCCCUCAUCCAGCAAGAAAAUGGACGGCUACAUUCUGAGCCUGGUGCAGAAGAAGACACACCCGGUGAGGACCAACAAGCCCAGAACCAGCGUGAACGCGGACCCCACCAAGGGACUUCUGAGGAACGGGAGCGUUUGUGUCCGGGUGACUGGGGCUGUCCCCCAGGGCAAUCCUGGGAACCUUAAGAACAAACAGGCGCCUCUGCCCUCGGUCCCCUCCUUGGACCAUGGGACGACGUUCUCCCCACCGAAGCAGUGGUCUAAAGAAUCGAAGGCAGACCAACUGGAAAGCAAGAGGCUGCCUUUGCCCGAGGGCUGCAGCCCGCCCGGUGCCGCCUCUGACCUUCAAAGCAAGCACCCACCCAAGCAUGCCAAGCUGGCCUCCCAGGAGCAUGGGCGCGGCCCCACUGCCGGGACAGGAGAGGCCCCCAAGGAGAGCAGCCAGGUCCCAGCUGCCCCUCCAAAAGAGAGCCCGGGGCGAGGCCUCGCCCCGCUGCAGGAGAACAAAGUCCUGCAGCCCCUGAAAAAGCCGGCACAGAAAAGCAGCCUGCAGGCCGCCCCUCCACCCGCACCCCCUCCUGCCCCGCCCGCACCCCCAUCCUCAGCUUUCCCCUCCGCCGUGGAAGAGCGGCCUGCCCUGGAUUUCAAAAGCGAGGGCUCCUCUUCUCAGAGCCUGGAAGAGGGGCCUCUGGUGAAGGCGCACUUCAUCCCUGCACCCCAGCCACAGCCGCCGCCCGGAGUCCGGCUGCACCGGGGCCCCCGGACUGCAGCGCCCCCCAGAGGCUCCGCCCUGAAGCACCGGGCGCAGGCCCUCCACAGCCCCGAUGGCGGCGGCGCCCUGCCCACCGUGCGGGAGAAAACCCGUGCGGCCGGCAAGAAGUGCCGGUUCCCCGAUGACACGGAUACAAAUAAGAAACUCAGGAAGGUGUCCUCCGCCCGGGGGAGGAGGAGCGGGGGCGCCCACGGCGACGCGGGUGUGCCCAGCCGGCCGCUGGGGGCCGCGCACCGGGGCCCCGGGAGCAGGGCGCACGGCCACGGCCACGGCCACGGCCACGGGCACCACGGGCGCGAGGCGGUGGUGGCCAAGCCCCGGCACAAGCGGACGGACUCGCGGCGGUGGAGGGCGGCCGCCGAGGCCUCGUACGAAGAGGCGCUGCGGCGGGCGCGGCGGGCCCGGCGGGAGGGCGCGGGGCUGUGCGCGGGGCCCGUGGCGCUGCCCUUCGCCGCCGCCAGCAGCCCCUACGCCUAUGCGGCCAGCGACUCCGAGUACUCGGCCGAGUGCGAGUCGCUCUUCCACUCCACCGUGGUGGACACGAGCGAGGACGAGCAGAGCAACUACACCACCAACUGCUUCGGGGACAGCGAGUCCAGCGCCAGCGAGGAGGCCGAGUUCGCGGGCGAGAGCACCAGCUCCAGCGACUCGGAGGAGAGCGGCGGCCUCCUGUGGUCCCAGUUCGUGCAGACGCUCCCCAUCCCGGGGGUCGCGGCGGGGCCCCCGGACCUGCACCGCCGCGGCAACCCCGCCAAGACCUUCGUCAAAAUCAAGGCCUCCCACAACCUCAAGAAGAAGAUCCUCCGCUUCCGCUCCGGCUCUCUGAAGCUGAUGACCACGGUGUGAGGACCUCUGGUCGAAGGGAAAGGGGACGGCGUCUUAGAGUUUUUGGGUGUGAUCGUGGAGUUCGUUCCCUUUGGCGAAGAGGAAUCCCAAGUACAAGAACAUCCCUUCUUCAUUAUGUAUGGACACACCGGUGCCUUGAAUGGAAGGUGAAGAGUGUUUUUGCUGGUUAGAAGUCAGUAAUGGAGGUUUUUCAAUGGUGGUGAAAAAUGCAUACAUAAUUUUUGUGUAUGUGUGUGUGUGUGUGUGUGUGUGGUGAUGGUUAUUUUAAGUUUUCCUGAGCAUCUGUGAUGGUUUCAUUGGGAUGAGACUUUUUGACCGGAAGGUCAGGUAGAUGGCAUUUAGGACAUACAUUUGCUCCUUGGUUCUUUAGGGCAGUGUCUCCGGGAGGGCUUUCUUGUUGAGGGGCAGGUAUCACAUUACGGUGUGAAGUAGGUAUGAGGGAGUGUGUUCGUUUUCUCUGAUUUUUUUUUUAUACAGUCUUAACAUUUCUCAGACAGUCAUACGCUCCCAUUCUGCCGUCUCAGAACUGUGUGGUUGGUUUACUAGACUCAGAACUUGAAGACCAGACCCUAAAUCCAGAGAGCUAAUAGUGACUUGGAUAGAGAGGCUGGUAGUACCCUCGAAGGGAUUCACUAAACUUGUGCCUAGGCCCUGGUUAGGGUAACCAUUUUUAGGGCUGUUUGAUCCAACAUUUUGAUGCCUUUUUUCCUCCCUCAUUUGCAGCAAAUCCAACCAUUCCUCCCUUGGAGGACUUGCCUUUUGGAUAAAGUUUUGGUCCGUGGGUACAAAGGAAUUCACUCCUCAUGAAAUAACCUUGGGCAUGACUGCAAGCCCACAAUUGCUCACUGAGCUCUGUGCCACCUAAGCCUUGGCCCACACAUGUUAGUGCAAUCCAGUCCAGAUCGGACCACUGACCCUGUCUGGAAGGAAGGGCUUAAAAAAAAAAAAAAAAAAAAGAAUUGUUUUUGAUAAACAGUAUUGUGUAAAAUUGCUUUUUUAUACCGAUACAAGCAUGUUUUGUGCAUGAGUAGUAUUUGUUUUGAUAUUCCUGUUGAUGUUAAAUUACUGUGUGAUAUAAACAGUAUGUGUUUUUAUAUAUCAUUGUGUAAAUUUAAUAUAACAUUAUAUGCUGUAAUAAAUGAUUUGUUUUACUGCU